CAUUACGAAUAUUGUUGAAUCCAAUUAAUAUUCUCUCUAGUUUAUGAUGGUAAUUUAUAUUCAAUUUUUACUUCAAAAUUAUUCUCAAAUUUAAUUAUUCAGUUUCAGUUCAUAUUCUCGAGUAGGUACACGAGGCUCUGAAAUUAAUAAACAUUAAACAAUUAAUUUUUUCAGUAUGAAUAAGAAGUAAAAGUAGCUUAUAUUUUUAACGACCAAGAAGUAGAUAAACACUUUUUGUCAAGCACAUAUUGAAUAAAUAUACGACAAACAUAUUCUACAACACAUCAAACAUUUUAAGUAAUUACAUAAUUAAUUUUAACAAUAGAUCGCACAAAUAUGUGGCUUUCGAUUUUCACGACGUUCUUAGUCGUUCUGGCAAUUUCUUCACUAAUAUUAAGGAUCAAAGGUAGAAGAACAAGAAUGUUAGGUGACCGAAUACCAGGCCCGGAAGGAUCAUUUUUAGUGGGCAUGUUACCGUUGGCCAUACAAGGAUCGGAACAAAAAAUCAAAAAUGCUCAAGUCAUAUACCGAACAUACGAAAAAUCUAUAUUUAAAGCAUGGUUGUUAAAUAAAUUAUACAUUAUUCUUACACGACCCGAGGAUGUUGAAUUCGUUCUUACCAAUCCAAAAUUUUUAAGAAAAGCCAAGGAAUAUAAGGUCAUGCAACAGUCCAUCAUGGGACAAGGGAUAUUUACGAUUGACGACAUAAAGAAAUGGAAGGUUAACAGAAAAUUGUUAACUAAAGGCUUUAGUUUUAAACUGUUAAAAGCAUUUAUACCGAUAUUUUACGAAGAAGCACUCGUCCUUGCUGAAAUACUCCGAGACAAAAGUGAUUCGACAUCGAAAGAAUGUGACAUCAGCGGUCCUGUCAGCAUGGCGACGAUGGAAAUGAUCGGAAAAACGGCUUUGGGCGUAACGUUUAACGCUCAAAAGGGCGGCUCCAAUCGAUUUGUCGAAAAUUUACUAACAGCGAUGCACACCUGGGAAUACAGGAUUACGCAUCCGUGGUACUUGAGCAGUACACUAUUCCAAUUUUCGUCAAUUAAACGAAAACAUGAUCGUAGCCAACAAAUCAUCCACGAGUUCACCAAUGAUAUAAUCAAAAGAAAAAUCAUAGAGUUAAAUAAAUCAGGAAGCGAGAAUGUCAUAAAUACAGACCACGACGAUAACGAAGACAUUGGGCAAAAAACGAUAACUCUCACUGAAAUUCUUCUGGAAAACUCUCAUGAAAUAUCUCACGAUCAGAUGCGGGACGAACUCGUAACAUUAAUGAUUGGAGGACAAGAAACAACUGCUUUGGUGAACGCUUGUGUGGUUUUUAUGUUAGCCCAUCAUCAAGACGUACAAGAAAAGGUGUUCAAGGAACUGGAAUCGAUAUUUUCGAACGGAGAUCGUAACAGACCGGUCACAUACAACGAUUUGCUUCAAAUGGAGUACCUCGAACGAGUGAUCAAAGAAACGCUCAGGCUUUUUCCCCCGCUGCCCGUGUUCGCCAGAGACCUGGCCGAAGACAUGACAAUCGGAGAUCACCUGUGCCCAGCCGGCGCCACGCUGGUCAUCACCCCGCUGUUCUUGCAUUCGAGUCCGCAGCACUACGGCGGCACGGCCCGUGGCCCGGACGAGUUCAAUCCGGACAAUUUUUUGCCGGAAGCCUAUCGCCAGCGACACCCGUACGCGUACAUCCCGUUCAGCACCGGACCCCGGAACUGCAUCGGUAUCAAGUACGCGAUGCUCCAGAUGAAGACGGUCAUAUCCACGCUGGUCCGUCACCACAGGUUCCGGCCGUCCGACAGGUGUCCGACGCCAGAUCGACUGCGACUCAUGUUCUUGACCACGCUCAAACUGGCUGACGGCUGUUACGUCAAAGUCGAACCGCGAGAACUGGAGUGACCAACAGACACUGUAGUGCCUGCCAUAUUUUAUAACUGAUGUGUAUAAUGUUGGUCGAAAACAUAUUAUUACCUAUUAUUAUUAUUAUUAUUAUUAUUAUUAUUACUGUUAUUAUUAUAUUAUUAAUACUGUUA
Molecule: messenger RNA, 2024 nt
Organism: Rhopalosiphum padi (bird cherry-oat aphid)
Lineage: Eukaryota; Metazoa; Arthropoda; Insecta; Hemiptera; Aphididae
Product: cytochrome P450 4C1-like
Exons: 8
Coding region: 337-1890 (517 amino acids)
Molecular function (GO): monooxygenase activity; iron ion binding; oxidoreductase activity, acting on paired donors, with incorporation or reduction of molecular oxygen
Source: RefSeq, a predicted model, not a curated record